AAGGAUUUGAAAGGUUAUAAAGCUUGCAUACGUUUCUGCGUCUAAGGUUAUAAUUUAUAUACGCAGAGAGCGCUGCACUUGUCAUUUAAAAACACAAAAAGGUACAAAGCUGAAAUAAACAAACAAAUAAAUAAACUGAUAGAGGUAAAUAAAGAAUCGUAUGCGUUCAAUAAGUAUUUUAUUGGUAAUAUCUUCAAUAAAUACAAUGUAUCGGUGACAUCGAAGUACAAUCGAGAUGAUCGGGAGAGUAUCAGGAAAGAGGGAUCGUAAACCAUGCGUACCAAACUCCACAUUAUGCACCGGAAACCGGAAAUAGAAACCGACUGCAAACGAAGACGCUCGUCUCUUGUUUAACCGACUUCAGGUAAAUUCGCAAAAGCAGCAAUGGAAGGAAAAGAAAUAUGAUCGAAUCAAAUCGCGAUAAGACCCUUCGUGUUCAGCCAUGCAACCGAUGUAUCAGCUGUUCGGCAGCGCAAUCGCCAUGUUCGUGAACAUCGCGAUACUGCUCUACGUCUGUCAACGAUUUUUAGCUGCGACAAGAUCGCGACGCAAGAUGAUGACGGAGAUGGAAGAACUGACCACGAUCGUUCGCCAGGCACGCGACAACGUCCAAUACAUCGGUGAACAGGUGGCUCGAGGAAUGGACGAGAUCAAAGACGAUGUGGGGAAAGAACUGCGAGUUACCGAUCGAUUAACCACGCAGAAUACGAAAUUGGCGGCGGUGCUACAGCGAUUCGCGACCCUCGAGGAAAACGUGAUCGAACUUGUGCGCAUGGAUCGAAACAGGGAAAGCGUGAAGAUCGAGACGCCGAUGGAUGUCAGCGAGGAGAUCAAGAAGAUCGUCGCGGCAGUCGAGAGAAGGAAAAUAGAAGAGGAAGAGCAAGACCCAGAGGACGGAGUUGAGUGGUCAAAGGAAUCGAAGCGGUCCAGCAAAGCGGAAAUCGGUUCUGUAAAUCGAACUACUCGGAAUCCGUUAUCGAAAUUUUCGGCGUGUACUCCGCGGGAAACUGUCACUCGAAAAACUACCGACCGAGCUCGAAUUUCCACAAUGCCCGAGGUUCGACUUCUCGGCGAAAAACGGUAACUGGACAGUUAAACGAUCCCUC
Messenger RNA from Megachile rotundata (alfalfa leafcutting bee), 1106 nucleotides. RefSeq lists its product as uncharacterized. NCBI's taxonomy places the organism in Eukaryota, Metazoa, Arthropoda, Insecta, Hymenoptera, Megachilidae. The record is from RefSeq and is a predicted model, not a curated record.